This is a messenger RNA of Wallemia ichthyophaga EXF-994, 3681 nucleotides long. Its product is annotated as RNA polymerase II subunit A C-terminal domain phosphatase SSU72. Gene Ontology annotation, molecular function: phosphoprotein phosphatase activity; phosphatidylinositol binding. NCBI's taxonomy places the organism in Eukaryota, Fungi, Basidiomycota, Wallemiomycetes, Wallemiales, Wallemiaceae. The transcript has 8 exons. Bases 1 to 3681 code for a protein of 1226 amino acids. Gene Ontology annotation, cellular component: nucleus. The record is from RefSeq and is a predicted model, not a curated record. Gene Ontology annotation, biological process: mRNA processing.
AUGGAUCCAAGAUUACGUGGUAGAGUGGAUCCUCGGAGGAGUGCGCAAAUACAGCAACAGCAACAGCAGCAGAAGCAGCAACUACAGCAAUCACUAGAACCGACGACGUCUGCAACAGCAAUAACUUCAAACUCACCAAAGAAAAGAGUUUUCUGCGUAGUCUGCUCAUCCAAUCAAAAUCGAUCAAUGGAAGCGCAUAAAGUGCUGGCUAAAGCUAAUUUCAAAGUUACAUCUUCUGGUACAGGUACAGCAGUACGGUUACCUGGAACAACAAUAGACAGGCCUAAUACUUAUGCGUUUGGUACACCAUAUAAUCAUAUACUUAAGGAUUUAGAAAGUAAAGAUAGGAAACUGUACACUAAUAACGGUUUAUUGGCAAUGUUAGAUAGGAAUAGGCAGAUAAAGCUUGCACCAGAGCGCUGGUCAGAUAGUGCACCAAAUACAGAUAUAGUAAUUACAUGCGAAGAGAGGUGUUGGGAGGCUGUUUGUGAUGAUCUAUUGAAUCGGGAGGCAUACUUCAAUAGGCCUGUACACGUAGUUAAUGUUGAGAUUAAGGAUAAUCAUGAAGAGGCUCUUUUAGCAGGUAGAGCAAUACUCGAUCUAGCAACAGCGAUGAAGUGGGGUAUUCUUUCAGUCGUUGCUGCGCUCGCUACAGCCGCCGCUGACUCACAAGUCGUGUUCGACAGUGAUCAGAACCUUUACCUACUCGGUGUGGCCAAUAAGGACUUUGCAGCAGGUAGCAAGAAGAAUUGGAAUUCAAGCUCUUCAUUCGACAACAUAACUAAAGGUGACAGACCGUCAUUCGAUACAGCUAACCCAAAUUGCUGGCUAUCGCAGUAUAAUAAUGGUGCAUACUGCCUCAACGUGGAGAAGAGUGAGCCUAAUAGCGUUUAUAUACUCGACUUCGAUAAUAAAGAAUGGACAAAGAAAAGCGCAGAAUUGACAGAUGAUGAUAAGCCAAGUUUGGAUAAUCUUGAAGCAGUUUUAGAUCACGAUACGAAUGUUUGGUAUGGUUUGGAUGGUGAUACUCUCUAUUCGUUGGAAAUGGGUGAUGAAUCUUUGAUUCCAAACGAUACUCUCACUUGGAAUGUUGUUGAACAGCCUCCAUUCACUACAGAUGACUAUAAUCCUGUUAUCGGAUUAGCAUCUAAUCAUCUUCACUUUAUUGAUGUUCCUGGCGCUGAUCCAGGUGAAGCUCAUUUAUUCGUUAUCCACUACUCGUAUUUCCAACCGGAGGCGCAGAAGUACGGCGAUUGGAAUCAACAACAUGGAAAGACGGCUUCAGUAUUCAAAAGUGAUAAUGAAUGGCAGACUAAAUUCUGGUUUAUUCCAGAUUCUGGUGAAAAUUCUUACUUGAUUGACGUAGAAAGCAAUACAACGACUACUUUCGAUGGUCCAACGAAGAAGGAUAAGAAAGCUGAUUACGCGAGUACACAAGAUACGCUCGUACAGCUCACAUCGACGAGUGAGUUGUAUUAUUUGGACUUUAGCGAGGAGGACAGUGCGGAAUGGAAACAAGUGGAGAACACGGCGUUACCAAUAAUGUCAAACAAUUCAGUUACCAAAAAUAAUGGCGGUGAUAGUAACACCGAUAGCAAUGGUGAUAGCACAGACGAUGAUAGCGGUGCUAAUUCAAUCACAGCCACGUUAACAGCCUUAAUAGCACUGAUAAUUGGUAUUAUAUUUAAAACUAUCCGUCGGUUGACCUAUACGAUGACGGCGGCUAAUAUGGAGUUAAAUGGAGCUCAGUUAAAGGCGCUAUUUGAUAUACUCACGCAUGUGCAAUCAUUCAACGAAUUUACUCUCACUAAAGUACCCGGCCGCGUUUCAAGCUCUGGAUACCCUUUCAAACCGCUCGCAGAUAAGCCACAGCCGCCGAGUCCUGCGCUCAACUAUCUCUUCAGACAGUUAGCGUUGACGUUGCCUGGAUUCAACACAAUCUCUCCAGAGCUCUGGCAACAGGUGGCCCAGGGUUUGCUCGAGAGGCUGGCUGCACAAGACCUCUCAGACAGCUUCGAUAAAGGUCUUCUCGGUAAGCGCAAGAUAUUGGGACAGGGUAUUAUCGUUAUAGCUGAAUACGCUUUGAGAGGUGUUCUCGGUGGUCUACCACGCAAGAAUCAAUCUACGUAUCCCAAGGACGCCCGUGAAUGCUCCUACGAUCCGCAAAACCCAACAGACGUACAGAACGCGUGGUCUGACUUCUUGCAAGGUCUCGUUUAUGGUAAUUACGUUGAGGAUCUUAUCGCGUACGUCGAGAAGACGGAUAAUCUACAAGAUCUUCCUUCUUUAUAUCAGGCCGCGCACUCCUUCGCUAGUGCUACUUUGGCUAGUUUCCUCCACUACUUGUUUACACGCUCGCCGUGUGCACAGUCGACAGUGUCGCUUAUCUCGCGCAUACACAACCUCCUCCCGUACUCUCUCGUCGGGGUGUCAACUCAGGUCGCUAAUGCGGCCACUAUGAUAUCCGGCGUACUCAAAAUCUUCUUGUCUCGGAAUCCACUGGGUUAUGUUGGCAUAGGCAGUGGCAACAAUCUCUUGCAGACCAUCAUUACGAGUGUUUUGGGUAAAGAUAAGUCUAACCUUCAGAAACAGUGGGCAGACGUUGAAAGGAAGGAGGCGGAGAAUGGUGCGACCACAGCGCAGAAGGAGGCUAUUCAGAAAUACGUUGAUCACGCUACACGAGAGGAGAGGGUGGAGAUACGCAGUCAGACGAUAGAAAACAACCAAUCAAUCAUUAUAACCAUACUUUCUCGCGAGAAAGUCGAUCUGCCAUCAUCAGAGAAGGCUCAUUCAACAUUACUCACCCAACUCACACUGCAGCUGGCAAUACGCGACAGAUAUCGCUUGAUAGAUGCACUUGUAGAUACCAAACCGGAUCUCGUUUCACUUUGCGUCACUGAGGCAUUAAAUGCGUUUGAACCGCUUAUUCGCAAAUUACACAAAUCUGUUAAUUUGAAAGAAACGCUCGAAGACCUUCAAAUAUUCAUCGACGAUCUCGUCAAAAUAGCUAAGGAGCAGGUCGGACCACGUGCUUACAUAGAUCUGUUCAACAAACAUCAGAAGAAUUUGCACAAGUUUUUGCACAAUCUGGUGAAGAACGCUCCUGAAAUGAAGGACAUGUACUUGUCGUGGUAUAUGCAUUCACUGAAUGAAUACCGCACUAGUAGCGAGGACGUGACAGAGGAGGAGUGUACUGGAGCGGGAGACUAUUCCGGAGUGUUGCAAGAGCUAUUUGACCAACUCGACCCACAGACGCAAGACAAGGUUAUGAAGGAGUUGGAUGAGCACGUCACGUACCAAAACAACGUACUUAAUAGCAGCAAGCAGAAGAUGAAUGAUUUGCUCGAUAGAUACAAGACUGAGCCUGGUAUUGGACCGGGAGUGUUUAUUGCAGUGUGGCAGGACAUGAUUGAUAAAAAUCCAAUCACACCAAUUACCAUGCAUGGAAGGGUGCGCAAUGGGGCUGACCAGGCGGUGCAACAGGCGUCUAAUAUCGGGAUAGAGAAUCAGGAGCAAGUUGAUGAGGAUGUUAUUCCGGAGAGUACAGAGCACGCAGAGGACACAAAGGAUACCCGUUCUAUUCCACUCUAUGGCGAGGGAACAGUGCGUCCAGAUUGCGCAACAACACUUGAGGCGUUGGAAGGUAGAUUCGACAAGUGCCUGCGUGAAAGGUGUAUGUGA